AUGCCGCCCCUGGAUGAAUUUGAGUUGUAUGAACUGCGUGUCGAGGUCGUCUGUCCAGAAGGAGGCAGCAUCCAAUGCGGCGCCAAGCAGGGCGACUACUUCACGCUGGAGGGCGAGAUGAUGUAUCUACCGCCCGGCCAGGGCAUCAGCGUAUACAGUCUUGCAUCCAUGUUGCCGUUGCUGGCUGCCAAGCAGAGAAAGACGCAGCCCUCUGACUGGAUGAGCACCGACGCCCUGAUUGCCUGCCCAGACCCUAACUGCAGCUCGCAGCUCAAGAUCAUACGUACGGGGACCCGAAAGUUCCGUCACUCGGACACAACUGCGGUUGGGCUGGGAGGGGACCAAGCAGCGUGGCAGUUGGUGACGCAGCCUGUGGUCCCUCACCCCGGGUUUCCUGUCAGACUCGGAUAG
Anthostomella pinea is the source of this 411-nucleotide messenger RNA. The record is from the annotation of a GenBank genome assembly. Lineage: Eukaryota; Fungi; Ascomycota; Sordariomycetes; Xylariales; Xylariaceae.